Molecule: messenger RNA, 1621 nt
Organism: Microcebus murinus (gray mouse lemur)
Lineage: Eukaryota; Metazoa; Chordata; Mammalia; Primates; Cheirogaleidae
Product: signal-regulatory protein beta-1-like
Source: RefSeq, a predicted model, not a curated record
GGGAAGAAAUGUGCAAGUAAACAACAAAAGUCCCCAUACCUUUGGCUCCCUGGAAACAGCCACUUUUUAAGAGUUUUAUUUGCUUUCUUCCAGAUAGCUGGCUGCCCCAGACAUAAAAUGCCACCUUGAUGAUAUAGGGAAUGUGCAUAUUUUCUUGGGUCCAAUUCUAGGCUCCCUCUUCUGUCUCAUUGACUUCCCUGCCUGCCUCGGGGCCAACCUACCUCUAUUACUACACCCUAAAAAUGUGCCCUCACAUUGCAUGUGCUGAAACCUGAGUACAUUUUGUUUUAACUUUUCCAGCUACUCUGUCACAGACUUUAGCAUUUUCCUUCUGGUUUAAAUAUGCAUUUCACUGAUUUACUGGGGGUUUUGAACAUCUCUUCUAGAUGUGUUUCUUCUCUCAUGACUUCCCUAUGUGAGGCCUUUGCAAGGGGCACCUGUCUUAUAUCUAUGUCCCUAUUGGCACCCAGUCCAGCAAUUUGCCCAUCCUAGGGGCUAAUACAUGACAUGGAAAGAAAGAAUUAAUGGGACUUCAGCUGCAAUCUGGCCCAGGCAACUGGAUGCCAACCUCAGCCCCAGCUGGGCCAGGGCAGGACUUGGGGCUGACUUGUGUGUCCCUGCAGGGGCGGCAGGAGAGGAGGAGCUGCAGGUGCUCCAACCUGACAAGUCGGUGUCGGUCGCGGCCGGGGAGUCGGCCACUCUGCGCUGCACCGUGACCAGCCUGGUCCCCGUGGGGCCCACCGAGUGGUUCAGGGGGACUGGGCCAGGCCGAGAAUUAGUCUACAGACAAAAAGACCCCCUGUCCUCCCGGGUAACACCUCUUGGAGACGGCACGAAGAGGAACAACACGGACUUCUCCAUCCGCAUCAGCAACAUCACCCCAGCGGAUGUCGGCACCUACUACUGCGUGAAGUUCCAGAGAGCAUCUCCUCACAACAGGGAGCUGAAGUCUGGCCCAGGCACCCAGUUAUUUGUGUAUGCUAAGCCCUCUCCUCCGGAGGUUUCUGGCCCCUCCAGCAGGGCCAGCCCAGGCCAGCUACUGAACCUCACCUGCACGUCAACUGGCUUCUUCCCCAAAAACAUACAUGUGAAAUGGUUUGAAAAUGGUGUGGAGCUUCCAGCCUUUCAGACCCUCGUCUUCCUGCCUGGAGAUGCUUCCUCCUACACUGUCGUCAGCAUUGCCCUGGUGACCCUGGCUGUGUCCUCCAUCCACUCCCAGGUCACCUGCCAAGUGGCUCACAGUACACUGCCGAGCCCCCUCAGAGAGCAUGUGAACAUCUCCCAGUUCCUCCAAGUUGUGCCCACAGUGAGUAUCUCAGCACACCCAGUCCUGGGACUCCAGGCAGCCAUCCUCACCUGCCAUGUCCAAAGCUUUUACCCCAAAGACAUACAAAUCACCUGGCUGAAGAGGAACAGAAGCUUCAAGACCAUUGAGGUCCCUGUCCCUACCGAGAACACAGAUGGCACAUUCAACCAAGACAGUCAUAUCCUGGUCAACACUUCAGAGUGGGAGGAUGAAAGGCCGUCCGCCUGCCAAGUGUGGCAGGAUGACCGGGCUCUGGUCCAGGCCAGCAGACAGCUGAGCAAGUUCGGAGAAGAGCAAGAGAGUUUGGGUGAGUAG